GGGGGGUGAAUAGACGCCUGUGUUAAGGCCCCCCCCCGCCCCACACUUCUCUGGGCACAUAGCGCCAUGGAGGGGAGAAAACAGGGUGAGGGGAAGAUAGGGCAGAGGGGGAAUGGCCCCCAUGGGGUGGAUAACUCAUGGCAAUCCCACGAUGCCCGUCUUUCUCAUGCACCCAGCGGGGUGAUCCCACAAUGCCCUUGCUCACACCAAGGGUGUGUGUGUGUGUGAUCCCAUAAUCUCUUUGUCCUUCACCCCAAGGGGGAUGAUCCCACAACUUCCCGCUCCCUCAUGCCACCAGCAGAUGUGUGGGGUGUGAUCCCACAGUGCCCUGCUCACUCACGCCAAGGGUGUGUGUGUGAUCCCACAGUGCCCUGCUCACUCACGCCAAGGGUGUGUGUGUGAUCCCACAGUGCCCUGCUCACUCACACCGAGGGGGUUUGAUCCCACAGUGCCCUGCUCACUCACGCCAAGGGUGUGUGUGUGAUCCCACAGUGCCCUAUUCGCUCACGCCAACGGGGGUGAUCCAAUAACUCCCUGCUCCCCCAGCAGAGUGAUCCCACAAUGCCCUGCUCGCUCAUGCCAAGGGGGGUGAUCCCGUAACUCCCCGCUCCCCCAGCGGAGUGAUCCCACAAUGCCCUGCUCGCUCAUGCCAAGGGGGUGAUCCCGUAACUCCCUGCUCCCCCAGCGCAGUGAUCCCACAAUGCCCUGCUCGCUCAUGCCAAGGGGGGUGAUCCCGUAACUCCCCGCUCCCCCAGCGGAGUGAUCCCACAAUGCCCUGCUCGCUCAUGCCAAGAGGGGUGAUCCCGUAACUCCCCACUCCCCCAGCGGAGUGAUCCCACAGUGCCCUGCUCACUCACGCCAAGGAGAGGGUGAUCUCAGUGCCCUGCUUGCUCAUGCCAUGGGGCAGCGAUGCCACAGUAACCUUGUCACUCAUGCCACGGGGCGGCAAUCCCACAAUGCCUUCUCCCUUUCGCCAUGGCAAUCCCACAAUGCCUUUCUCCCUCAUACCGUGGGCCGGAUAAAUUUGUGUCAACCCCACAGUGCCCUUCUCCUGAACACCAAGGGGUGGAUAAAUCCCCCUAGAAAGCCCAGUUACAAGCUUGAGCUGAAUUUUCUGUACAACAAAGCAAUUCCUUUGAUUUUUUUCUUCUUCUUCCCAGUUCCCAGCGACUUUGCACCCAAGGCAGAGGAGCUGCUGUUGCUGGUGAAACAACUGCAGGAUGCAAGGACCCUGGAGCCCCGAAUGGACGACCUGGUAGGAAGGAUCAGCAGACUGCAGCGAGCUAAGCAGGCUCUGAGCCGGGAGCUGCAGGAUGGGAAGGCGCGCAGCGAGGAACUGCAGGCAGAGCUGGAGGAGCUGAACGAAGAGAAGUCGAACCUGGAGGAAAUCUGCAGCCAGAAGCAAGAGGUCCUGCGCACCCUGCAGCUCCGCUGCCAGGAGACAGAGGCCGAGGCCCAGCGGCAGCAGACGCUGUCCCAGGAGCAGAAGCAGAGCAUCGAGGAGCUGAUGGCGAAGAUCCAGGAAGAGAAGCUGAAGCAGAGGAAACAGAGGCUGGAAUUUGAGCAGCAGCUGGACGAGCUGAUGGAGAAGCACAAGAGCCUCCAGGAGUGCCACCAUGGAGAAGCUGGCUGCCGAGAUCUGCAGCAUGGCCGAGAGCAAGGAACGUUUGCUGAGCGAAGACAAGCUGAUCGGAGACAACCUGGCCCAGGUCCAGAAGCAGCUGGACUCCCUGCCCCAGGCAGAGGCAACUCCCAGCCAGGAGAGGAUGUUCCUGAAGAGCCAGGAGGCCAGCACUGCCCUCUGUUCCAACAGGAAAACAAGAGAGCGACCGAGUAUCUGGAGGCAGCUUCGCGCCGCCACUCAGAACUGCAGCAGAAGUUCAAGAGGCUGACGGCCGAGCUGGAAGCCCAGCAGGGAUCCAGGGGUGACUCGGCCAUCAUGGAAACAGAUGCCUAACCCACACCCCCCCCCCCCGCAGCAAGAGCUAGAACGGCGCCCCCCCGAGGAUCGGCCUGGAGUUAAGUCCCCUCUGGAUGUAUCGGGCUCCUUGUUCUGAAUAAAAACAUCCUUCCCUCCA
Molecule: messenger RNA, 2078 nt
Organism: Chrysemys picta bellii (western painted turtle)
Lineage: Eukaryota; Metazoa; Chordata; Testudines; Emydidae
Source: RefSeq, a predicted model, not a curated record